This is a messenger RNA of Owenia fusiformis, 1207 nucleotides long. Lineage: Eukaryota; Metazoa; Annelida; Polychaeta; Sabellida; Oweniidae. The record is from the annotation of a GenBank genome assembly.
AAUCUUUUAAAACAUCAAGACUUAAACUCCUCUUCAAGCGAUCCUCGCAUUGCCAAGAUAACGUCUUAUAUUAAAGAUGGCUUUCGUAGGAAAAUGGGAGUUGAGCGCAAGUGAUAACUUAGAUGCGUACCUAACAGCACUAGGUGUCCCCGCUGGCAAACAGGCUGAUAUCAAAGCAGCUUUGGAGCCACCAGCAAAAUCAACAGAGGAAUAUAGUUUAAGUGGAGAUAGCCUGACAGUAAAGACUGUUACAACUGCCGGUGAUGAGACCCACACGUAUCAACUAGGAGCUCCAACUGAUGACAACAUUCUCACAUGGGCAGCUGCCAAGGUUGUGUUCGAAGCCAAGGGAAACACAUUGAUAGAGACACAGAAAGGAGAUUUUGGAGAGGCAGUUGUGGAAGCAACAGCAACUGGGAAUACACUCACGGUGAAGCUAACUUCCAAGGGGGUCACAGCCACCAGGACAUACACUAAGGUAUAGGUGACCCCGACCUUGGGGUAAAUGUUCGAAACUGAUGCACGAUCACUUGGACAAUUAUGAAGAGUUGUUGUUGAUAGCCUUUGACAUUUUAAGAUAUUUUAUUGUUAAUAAAUGUAUUGGUAAAUUUAAGUAUUUAAAUAUAAUUUAAUUGCUAUACUUAGGACGACCUCAUUACCUUUUAGUGGAUGAUAUACUAUAAUAUCAUGCAGACACAUGACAUCUUCAUAAUAAGGCAUUACUUUUUGGAAAGGGACAUGAUAUAAUUUGUGUGAUAUAACUUGAUUGAAUUUCCUAACCUGUAACUAUUAAAGAUAAUCGUAGCCUAAUUUGAUAGACACAAAAUUACAUAACACCAAAUGCAGUUUGGAUCGUGUCAAAAUGUUGUUAAUUGUUUUCUUUUUUUAUUAAGUCCAUUAUAACAUUUAUAAGUCAGUCAAAAUUAAAUGAUAUAUCCAGAUAAAUAUCAGAAUAUACAUUGGAAGCAGAGAUGUUUUGUCGACAACCCAAUGUUUGAAGAAUCUUCAAUGAUUUUGCACGAGGCACACUUUUGGUGACAUUUUUGACAUGCCUUGUUCGGCCUUUUAAUGCAAUUGGAGCAUCUAAACAGGUUUUUCUUGACUCCAAGGCCAUUGAUCCCUUUGCAAAGUUUGCAAGUCCAUAGAAACUCUGGAAAUAAAUUCAUCAAAUAUAAACACGAAGUGGUAGUCUUAACUCAUAUUAACA